AUGAAACUCUCAUUGUCAGAUGGGAGAAAUAUGACAAAAUGUUCCUGUGAGCCCAGUUCCGGACAAUACAAGGGAAUUGAAAAAAGCUACUUGGUUUUUCUUUUCAUCCUUUCUCUUCUUCUGAUAAUGAUAACAACACUUCUUUACAUUCCAGUAGGAAUUGUAAUUCUAAGAAAACGCAAAGAAUCCAAGACAUCAAAGGACAUUCCUUCUAAUUCGAUGGAUGAUUUGGACACGGCUACCUCUGAUUCAACUGACGUAAAAACCACGCUGAGAGAGGAGACACAGAAGAAACGCAGACGACCAAAUAGUACGCUGAAUUUCCACAUGAUGUUCGGGGUAAUCGUCCUCACUUACCUUUUGGCAUACAUACCGACGUUCUGUAUGCUUCUAAUCCAGAGAGGAAAACCUGGAUUCUGGAUAGGGAUGUGGGGCUGGGAGUUGACUAUUCUGUUGCUCUUCAGACGAUUUCAUCUCGUCUCCAACAUCAUCAACCCGUUUGUCUAUGGGUAUUUUGACAUCACGUUCAGAAAUUAUUAUGUGUCUCUUCUGAGUGCAGUGUUUUGCCGUUGCAGGUCUGCGAAUUCGUCUUUAUCUAACUGCAACCAAGGUACGAAUUCGAAUGAGAACGAAUUAACAGGUAGCACGAACUACUAA
Messenger RNA from Ostrea edulis (European flat oyster), 657 nucleotides. RefSeq lists its product as uncharacterized. Gene Ontology annotation, biological process: G protein-coupled receptor signaling pathway. Gene Ontology annotation, cellular component: membrane. NCBI's taxonomy places the organism in Eukaryota, Metazoa, Mollusca, Bivalvia, Ostreida, Ostreidae. The record is from RefSeq and is a predicted model, not a curated record. Gene Ontology annotation, molecular function: G protein-coupled receptor activity. The transcript has a single exon. Bases 1 to 657 code for a protein of 218 amino acids.